AUGACCGUCAACUUCCUUGCUCUGGGCUUUAACUUUGACCUUGGAACUUCGGGUUCGGGUUCAACGGCAGCCGAAGGUCUAUUCUUUGGCAGUAACUCUCCAAACUCCCGAGCGAUGAGGAAGCAGACGGGCAGUGGUGAUCUUCCGUGUCUUCCGCGCCCGUUACAAAAGCUGCAAGGUCCACAUGGAUUAGUCAAUUGA
Fusarium odoratissimum NRRL 54006 is the source of this 201-nucleotide messenger RNA. RefSeq lists its product as uncharacterized. Lineage: Eukaryota; Fungi; Ascomycota; Sordariomycetes; Hypocreales; Nectriaceae. The transcript has a single exon. The record is from RefSeq and is a predicted model, not a curated record. Bases 1 to 201 code for a protein of 66 amino acids.